This is a messenger RNA of Sipha flava (yellow sugarcane aphid), 639 nucleotides long. RefSeq lists its product as uncharacterized. Lineage: Eukaryota; Metazoa; Arthropoda; Insecta; Hemiptera; Aphididae. Bases 1 to 639 code for a protein of 212 amino acids. The transcript has 2 exons. The record is from RefSeq and is a predicted model, not a curated record.
AUGCCCGAAAGUGAUAUUUUAGAUAUUGAUACUCCUUAUACCACAAAUUCGAAAAUAACAAAAAUCGAAUACCAUUCAUACAUUCCGUAUACAAAUUCAUUCAAUGAAAAUGAUGAAAUACGAAUUGCAGUUCAACAGACAGACGUAUAUCCAUAUUUACAUGAAAGUUUUAUUUUUAUGGAUGGGAAAUUUGUCGAUCCUGAAAAAUCUAAAAUCUGCAAUAACGGCAUGUAUUUUUUAUUUGAUCAAGUUCGGUUGGAAAUAAACGGUGUAGAAGUGGAUAGAACUCGUAAUCUAGGUAUUACAAGUUCGUUAAAAGGUUAUUUAUCAAGUACUCCUACUAACCAUCAUUGUUAUGAAAAUUCUGGGUGGAAUGUUAAAUAUGAAUCUCAAGUAGUUAACACUAAAGGAGAGUUUACUCGUGGCAAUAAAUUAGAUCCACAGAAUUGGGGCUGGAAAGAAUAUAAUGGUAAACUAAAUCCAGUUUUCACGAAAAAGCCACCAGCACCGGAUACUCUUUUGAAUGUGAUUAGUUGUGCCUGCACAAAAACAUGUGAACAAAAUUGUAGCUGUCGAAAAGCAGGAUUGCUAUGUUCAGUUAUAUACAAGCAUUGUCAAGGAGGUUCGUGUUUAAAUUAG